AUGAGCACGUUGUUUCGUACGAUGAUGUUACCAGUGUUUUGUAUUCUUACCGUUUCGAUGACAUAUUAUGCAUCUAUCGAUGCACUGCAAAUACUUGCAAUAGAAAAUGUUGCUGGUAAGAGUCAUUGGAAUUUUAUGAGUGCUGUUCUCCGAUCUUUGACGGACAUCGGUCAUAAUGUUACCGUGUUCACUCCAUUUCUCGAUGGCAAUCGGGACAACUAUACAGAAGUCUACUUAAAUAUACCAUCGGUAGUCGAAAUUAAUGUUGAAGAAACGUUGAACACAUUUGGGAAACCUACUGUGAUGAUACCUGAACUCAUGAACAUGAGUCGAUCCUUUUGCAAUAUUGCUUAUGAACAACAGGAUAUGCGAGAGAUCUUAUACGGUGGUAAAUCAAAUUAUGAUAUUAUUUUCACUGAAGUAGUGUCAUCGGAAUGUGUAUCAUAUAUAGCUUCCAAGCUGAAAUUGCCACUGAUAUACUUAAUUCCUUCGCCAAUGAUAACCCACAUCGAGCAUACUAUAUUGGGAGAAGGAUCAAAUCCAGCGACAGUAUCCCAUCUGAUGGCUCAUAACGCGGUACCUAGAACAUUUGCUCAACGAUUUUUAAACGUCGUCUUUUUAGGUUUUAGUUUAUUGGCAUUAAAAUAUAAAGAAAUGGAACUGAAAAAAAUUGAUUCACAACCAUAUGAUCUGGUAGAACCUAUAAAACCGACGUUAGUGUUCAUGAACACACAUUAUAUUACCUAUGCACCAAGUUCUAUGCCUGCAAGUUUAAUACAAGUUGGAGGGAUACAUCUGAAAACACCAAAAAGCAUACCAAAUGAUAUACUGGAGUUCAUUGAGAACUCACCACAUGGAGUAAUUUAUUUUACGUUUGGCUCAGUCGUAUCAAUGUCAACUUUACCAGACCAUAUUCAGAACGCAUUUAAAGAAGCUUUAGCACAAGUACCUCAAAGGGUAUUAUGGAAAUACGAAGGAGAAAUGAAAGAUAAACCAAUAAAUGUAAUGACAAGUAAAUGGUUUCCUCAGCGUGAUAUACUCAUGCAUCCAAAUGUAAAAUUAUUCAUUAGUCACGGAGGUAUAUUUGGUGUAUACGAAGCUGUAGACGCAGGCGUUCCUGUUCUUGGAUUCCCUCUCUUCUACGAUCAACCUAGGAAUAUUGAUAACUUAGUUGAAGCAGGAAUGGGGAUUUCUAUGGAUCUGUUAACAUUACAAAAAGAUGAAUUGAUAAAAAAUAUUUUAGAACUCAUUAAUAAUGAAAAAUACAUGCAAAAUGCUAAAAUAGUUUCUGAUAGAUUUAAAGACCGACCGAUGUCACCAGCAGAAUCAGUUGUUUACUGGACAGAGUACGUAAUUCGACAUAAAGGUGCACCACAUUUAAAAUCUCAAGCAUUUAAUUUGACGUGGUAUCAAUACUUUUUAUUGGAUGUUAUUUUUGUUGUAUUAUUUUUUAUUUCCUUUGCUAUUUUCAUUACUUACAACCUUUUUAAAGUUAUUUAUUACUACUUUUUACAAUAUUCACAACCUAUCAAACCUAAGUUAGAAUAA
Macrosiphum euphorbiae (potato aphid) is the source of this 1548-nucleotide messenger RNA. The record is from the annotation of a GenBank genome assembly. NCBI's taxonomy places the organism in Eukaryota, Metazoa, Arthropoda, Insecta, Hemiptera, Aphididae.